This is a messenger RNA of Vombatus ursinus (common wombat), 2707 nucleotides long. RefSeq names its product ATPase Na+/K+ transporting subunit beta 1 (gene ATP1B1). Gene Ontology annotation, molecular function: ATPase activator activity. The transcript has 6 exons. Gene Ontology annotation, cellular component: sodium:potassium-exchanging ATPase complex. The record is from RefSeq and is a predicted model, not a curated record. Lineage: Eukaryota; Metazoa; Chordata; Mammalia; Diprotodontia; Vombatidae. Bases 624 to 1538 code for a protein of 304 amino acids. Gene Ontology annotation, biological process: potassium ion import across plasma membrane; intracellular sodium ion homeostasis; intracellular potassium ion homeostasis.
UGCCCCCCGAGCCUAUCUCUCUCUAUGAGGCGGGAGUGAGUCUCCUGGCCAACCUGUCCGUCUGUCAGUCCGACCGUACUUCUUUCUCCCAUCGUCCCCCCGCCCCAACUUCUGCAGGGGUCCGAGGAGGAGGGGGAAAGAGCAGGUCUCCAACAGCAGUGGGGACACCCGCAAGAGCGGCUGUUUGCUAAGUACCAAACCCCCAGAGGGCGAGAGCGCGUGUAUAACCAAAGAGAGACCGAGAGCUAUCAUCCGCCCACCAAUAAGUGCCGGGCACCGGAGUCCAGCCCUCCCUCCCUCCUUUCCUCCCUCCCUCUCUCCCUCCCUCCCUCUCUUUCUCUCUCCCUCCUCCCCUCUUUCUGCCUCGGCUUCUGCACUGCCGAGCACCUCCACCUCUCGCUCGCAGUCUGAGCCGCAUCGGCAGCGGCGCAGUCUGUCCGUCAGUCCGUCCGUCCAGGCUGCAGGGAGCCUAGCGGAGGAGGACGGAGCCAGGGCACCGGACCAGGGCUCGCCACCUCCCGGCGGCACCUUCGGCUUCUGAGGUCCGCGAGACAGCAGGAAAGGACUGCUUGGGGGGACGCCCCAGUCUCCCUGCGGAGGAAGCUUGCUGACGAGCCGCCACCAUGGCCCGCGGGAAAGCCAAGGAAGAGGGGAGCUGGAAGAAAUUCAUCUGGAACUCGGAGAAAAAGGAGUUUUUGGGCAGGACCGGUGGCAGUUGGUUUAAGAUCCUCCUCUUCUACCUAAUAUUCUAUGGGUGCCUAGCUGGCAUAUUCAUUGGGACCAUCCAAGUGAUGCUGCUCACCAUCAGUGAAUUCCAACCUAAAUAUCAGGAUCGAGUAGCACCACCAGGAUUGACACAGAUCCCUCAGAUACAAAAGACUGAAAUUUUCUUUCGUCCAAGUGAUGCCCAGAGCUUUAGUGCAUAUGUGGUGAGCCUUAAUCGAUUCCUGGAGAAAUAUACAGAAGUAGCCCAGAAGGAUGAACUAGAAUUUGAGGACUGUGGUGACGUACCAAGUGAUUACAAAGAUCGAGGAGAUUUUAACAAUGAACAAGGGAAGAAGAGGGUCUGCAGGUUCAGGCGGGAAUGGCUGGGGAACUGCUCUGGAUUACUGGAUGAAACCUUUGGCUAUUCAAGUGGCAAACCUUGCAUCAUCAUAAAACUCAACCGAGUUCUGGCCUUCAAACCUAAGCCUCCAAAAAAUGAUUCCCUGGACAAGGAUCUGAUGACACGAUAUAACCCAUAUGUCCUUCCUGUUCAUUGUACUGGCAAGAGAGACGACGAUAAGGAGAAAAUUGGAAACGUGGAAUACUUUGGCUUGGGUGGCUAUUCUGGUUUUCCACUGCAAUAUUAUCCAUACUAUGGUAAACUCCUGCAGCCCAAGUACCUCCAGCCCCUCCUGGCGGUGCAGUUCACCAACCUUACCACUGACACAGAAAUCCGCGUGGAGUGUAAGGCGUAUGGUGAAAAUAUUGGCUACAGUGAAAAAGACCGUUUUCAGGGACGCUUUGAUGUGAAAUUUGAAAUAAAGAGCAGCUGAUCACAAGCACAGUCUUCCCCCUUAGCCAUUUAAAAAAGUUUAAAAAAAAUUAUAAAAAACAAAAACCUACUAGUCUUGAACAAACUGUCAUACGUAUGGGACCUACACUUAAUCUAUAUGCUUUACACUAGCUUUCUGCAUUUACUAGGUUAGAAUGUAAAUUUAAAGUGUAGCAAUAGCAACAAAAUAUUUAUUCUACUGUAAAUGACAAAAUAAAAAAAACAAAAAUUGAGCCUUGGGACGUGCCCAUUUUUACUGUAAAUUAUGAUUCCAUAACUGACUUGUAGUAAGCAGUGUUUCUGGCCCCUAAGUAUUGCUGCCUUGUGUAUUUUAUUUAGUGUACAGUACUAUAGGUGCAUACUCUGGUCAUUUUUCAAGCCAUGUUUUAUUGUAUCUGUUUUCUACUUUAUGUGAGCAAGGUUUGCUGUCCAAGGUGUAAAUACUCAAUGGGGAUAAAACUGGCAUGGUACUUAUUUUUGCUUUGCUCUUUUAGAGAUAAAGGCCCAUCUAUGAGCAUAUUUAACAACACUCCAUAGAGCCUUUUCCUGUGAUGUUAACUUUAUUUAAUUUUAAUUUUUUUUUCCAGGGAGGGGGGAGGACUGUCCAGGGAGGGGGGAGGGGAAACUGCCCUUGAACUUUAAGUGAAGCUAAAGAAAAAAAAAAAAGGUGAUGGGUUGUAUUGUGCUUUGUAUUGAAUGCUGUCGCUACAUUUCUUCCCUUGUCCUCCAGUAUGUUCUCAAGUUGUGUAUGAGACCUAGGUUCAACUAUCACUUUGGCUGGUGAUAGGGCUAAUUAUUUUGCUUUGUAUAUUUUCUUUCUAUCUUUUUUUUCCUUUCUCUGGAGGCAUCACGUGCUGGUGCUGUGUCUUUAUGAAUGUUUUAACCAUUUUCAUGGUGGAAGAAUUUUAUAUUUAUGCAGUUGUACAAUUUUAUUUUUUUCUGCAAGAAAAAGUGUAAUGUAUGAAAUAAACCAAAGUCACUUGUUUGAAAAUAAAUCUUUAUUUUGAACUUUAUAAAAAGCAAUGCAGUACCCCAUAGACUGGUGUUAAAUGUUGUCUAAAGUGCAAAAUCUAUGUUCUAACAUGUAAUAAAUGCCAGGAGUACAGCGCUCUUGUUGAUCUUGUAUUCAGUCAGGUUAAAACAAUGGACAAUAAAUGAAUGAACACAUUA